GUUACGUCACAGGGACGCAGGAGAGAGCGGUGACGGCACAAAACCCACGCCUCGCAGUAUGUAACCGUGGAGGCAGCUAAGAGGAGUCUGUUGUGGUGCCACGCACAUCCAGCGUUGAACGAAGCGUCUUUCGUUUUGGACAGUCGCGCCCAAAAGCAGCGCAUUCCACUUGGCGUCGCAACUCUUCUCAGUGCGGAAGCGAUGGUUCGUUCGUGGAGCCUGGCUGCCCUGCUCGUGGUGCUGUUGGUCGCGUGCGCGGUGGUGAGUGCGGCGCCCCCGGCCAAGGGGGGCUCGUCCAGGUCUUCCCUGCCGCAGCAGGAGUCGACCGGCCUCUUCGACGCCCUCAAGAGCGCCAGCGGACAAGUCCAGUACGCGUCGGACAGGUUUCCCGUGAGCUACAACAUGGCUGCCACGCGGUUCCAGAGCUGGGCCCAGGAAAACAAAGACAGCAUCUCCAAAUCGGCCGUCGACGCCUUCAACUUCGCGCGCACCAUCUUCAAGCCCCUCGAGGCCGAGAUAGCAAAGAAUAGCCCUAAGGCUUGAAGGCCGGCAGACCACGCCUUCCCCAGUCACCAUCGCUCACCUUUCGGACGCGAAUAUUCAGGAAGAGGCAGGGAAACCGAUGCAGGCCUUGCGGCCCCGCAGGAAAAUAUCGCUCAAAAGCGCGGGAGUUGAGUCGUAUACUCGCAUGCCCUGUAGUGCACGCUGCAAUAAAACGACCAUUACUACGCGAGUGCGAGUAGCGUGUCUGUGUACAGCAACUUGCCGCGUCUUGCCUUCGCUUGAACAAGACUGCAGAGACGUGAAACGCCCGUGGUGACUGGUGGGCGAGGAUUGAAACCUGGUGGGUGAGGAUUGCUCUAGCACUGAUAUCGACACUACUUCAUGUAAAGCUUGGCUCACGUGAAGGUGGAUACAGUACCCGUGGCACGGAACCACUCGUUCGCAAUUUACCGUCUAUAAUUCGGUGUUGGCUUCAGAAGACAUUUGGACAAGUUCAGAGGGUUAUUCGUGUACACAAACGGGGGAAGACUGAUCCUUUUGCAGAUUAUAUAACAACACUGUUUCCGUUGAGAUACAGCCAAGACACUAAGCGUCUUUGUCAGGGCAUUUUGUGCGAUGUACGAUUUACAGAACAGCCGUCAUUCCAUUGUUUAAUUUUAAGCCUGUGUUAGUUUGAUGUACCAGCCCUUUUGUAUUUGUACCAUGCAUGUUCGAAGAUAUAAAUAAAACAAUGCUUUCGAGCUCA
Dermacentor albipictus is the source of this 1249-nucleotide messenger RNA. RefSeq lists its product as uncharacterized. The record is from RefSeq and is a predicted model, not a curated record. Lineage: Eukaryota; Metazoa; Arthropoda; Arachnida; Ixodida; Ixodidae.